AUGACAUUCAAAUCGUUCAUUAUCACAUUCAAAGACAGCGUUCCAGAAGCCGACGCUUCAAAGAUCAAAAACUCCAUUUCUUCUCUGGGUGGUACUAUUGUCCAUGACUAUUCCUUAAUUAAGGGAUUUGCUGUCAAGUUGCCAGAGUCUCUAAAGAUUGAUAAAUUGAAGGAUUUGCACGGUGAUGCUUUCGAAACUAUCGAGGAAGAUAAAGAGGUCAAAGCUUUAUAA
Messenger RNA from Kluyveromyces lactis, 231 nucleotides. RefSeq names its product Pbi2p (gene PBI2). Gene Ontology annotation, biological process: vacuole fusion, non-autophagic. The transcript has a single exon. NCBI's taxonomy places the organism in Eukaryota, Fungi, Ascomycota, Saccharomycetes, Saccharomycetales, Saccharomycetaceae. Gene Ontology annotation, molecular function: endopeptidase inhibitor activity. The coding region runs from base 1 to 231 and encodes 76 amino acids. The record is from RefSeq and is a predicted model, not a curated record.